AUGCUGCCUAUUCGGACCCACUCCGAGCGGCUUCGUAUUGACUGCUAUCUUCUAUCUUACGAUUCUGCAACUCUUCUCCCUUUCUCUCCCAUCAUGGCCGAGUCGACUUCGCGCCCGGUGCGCGUCAUCGCCCAUUUGCUCGAGGAGGUGGGCCUCGUCACCAUGUGGCACUCGUCGCUCGACGUCAAGCUUCUCUGCGCCCAGCGCUUCGUGCGUCUAUUCGCCUACGGCGGCUCAACUCUUAUCCUGGCUUCGUAUCUAUCUGCCCUUGGGAUCGCUGAUGAUCGCAUCGGCCUGUUUAUGACGUUGACCUUGAUUGGAGAUGUCGUGAUUAGCUUCUUCCUAACUCUAUUCGCGGAUAAAAUGGGUCGGAAGGCUGUGUUGUCGCUGGGCUCGGUGUUGAUGGCCGGUAGCGGUGUUGUGUUUGCGCUGACGGGGAACUAUUGGAUUCUUCUCGCUGCGGCAGUCUUUGGUGUUAUUAGCCCGAGUGGAAAUGAGAUUGGGCCCUUCCGUGCCGUUGAGGAGUCCACUUUGGCCCAUCUCGUGGCGCAUGAGAAACUUCCUGAUGUCUUUGCGUGGUAUUCACUGGUUGGGGCGGCGGGCACCGCGUUGGGUCAGUUGAUUUGCGGUUGGAUGCUUACCUCGCUGCAGUCUCUGCAUGGAUGGGAGUUUAUCCCGUCGUGUCGGGUUAUGUUCUUCGUCUAUGCGGCUGUCGGUGUGGUCAAGCUGGUAUUCACCCUAGUGCUGAGCCGCAAGGUUGAGUAUGUGAAGGAGGAGCCUGCACCGCAGAAUGAUGAGACUCGUCCGCUGCUUGGAGACUCUGCCCCCGUUGAGGAGCUGCCUAAGAAGAAGGGACUGUUUGCGUCCAUUGAGAAAGAUCUCUGGUCGCUCGUCAUUCGGCUUUUCAUUUUGUUCGGUUUGGACGCUUUUGCCUCUGGAUUGGCAUCGAUGUCCUGGAUGACAUAUUUCUUCCACCGCAAAUUCAGCCUGCCCGAAGGCGAACUCGGCACUAUCUUCUUCGUGACCAGCAGCAUUGCUGCUGCUUCCAUGCUGGUCGCAUCGUCGAUUGCCAAGCGUUUCGGCAAUGUGAAGACCAUGGUCUUCACUCACCUGCCAUCAGCCGUCUGCCUGGCGAUGAUCUCCAUUCCAAACAGCCUGCCAUUGGCGCUCACAUUCCUCGUUCUGCGCGCUUGUUCCCAAAGCAUGGAUGUGGCCCCGCGAUCGGCGUUCCUGGCAGCGGCUCUCCCGUCCGACAAGCGUACGGCUAUUAUGGGCGCCGUCAACGUCGUCAAGACCACCAGCCAGAGCAUGGGCCCCCUGCUCACCGGUAUCCUGGCUCGCAACGACAUGUUUGGAGUUUCCUUCAUCAUUGCGGGUAUUUUGAAGAUUAUCUAUGACCUCGGCAUGCUGGCCAGCUUUGCCGGUAAGGAAGCUGCAAAGCGCAAGCAGACUACGCAGAACGACGAGGCUCGCUAG
Messenger RNA from Penicillium atrosanguineum, 1476 nucleotides. Its product is annotated as putative MFS transporter. NCBI's taxonomy places the organism in Eukaryota, Fungi, Ascomycota, Eurotiomycetes, Eurotiales, Aspergillaceae. Gene Ontology annotation, biological process: transmembrane transport. Gene Ontology annotation, cellular component: fungal-type vacuole membrane. The record is from RefSeq and is a predicted model, not a curated record. Bases 1 to 1476 code for a protein of 491 amino acids. The transcript is spliced from 4 exons. Gene Ontology annotation, molecular function: transmembrane transporter activity.